GCCCAGAACAAGAAGGUUGAGGCUUCAUUAAGCCCUGGAGACACACACCUUCUCACAAGUCAAGAAUCUGCAAAAUUUUGUUAGUUGUCGAGCCUCACGGUACGGUGAGGCCAGGUGCUUGCAGCAGCAGCAGCGGACUCCCGGUCUUUGAAACUUGUUGCUAGUGUUUGGUCAUGCAACACGUUACGUGCUGAUCAUAAAGAAGUCGUCCAAGCCCGAAAGCUCUGAACUCUGCCCUGCCACUGUCAGUGAGGACUCGAGUCGACAGGGUAGGAAAUUUCCACGAUGUGAACUCUGCCACAAUAUCUUCUUGUUGUCUCUGCAUUUAAUCUGUCCGUCCCGCCAGCCCGCUAGCUUGGCCGGCUCGGGGUGGCUAAUCAUGAUCAUCCCCUUCACUGAUGCGAUCGAGCAGCCGGAGGUGAGGUUGAGGCAUAAGCCUCCAGCAGAUCGAAGGAGUUGCCCUGGAAAAGCUGAGAAAGUGAAGGAUGUAUGUUCGAUAAUGUUUGAGACUGGAGAAAGCGGGGACAAAUUGGACCUAUGCAUGCUUCUCCGCUGGAGUGGCACCCCUGAGAUUUUUUGGUGGUGAGUUGACGUAUGGGAGGAUGUUCAACAACUGACCUUAGAAGCCAGGAAGAUGAAAGCUGGAAAGUGGUCCUUAUUAUGCUCAGGGACAGACAAUGUCAAUUUCUGCCGCCAUCACAUGCGACCUCAAAAUCUCUCACUCUGCAGGCAUCUAUUCUGCUACAUCGUUCUGUGGUUGUCCCGGAGGCAGACAGUUCGAGAAUUUCGAUGACAAUCAUGAAGAGGGAGGAGAAACAAGCUCCCAAGUGUCUGCCGUCAUGAGCUGUCUCUCAGGCAGAGAAAUCUCCUGACCACAAAUAAGAAGAAUACAGCUCAGGAUCUUCAAGAGAUUUCUUUUCAUGGUUUUUCCCAGGAGACUCAGAGGUUUUUCUGAUAGAAGUGCAUGUUUUGCUGGAUCUUUUCUUUUAUACCUGAUCUGAGGCUCUUAAUGAUCGGGAAGUAGAAUAGGAUCCAUCUGUGAAAAGCUCGGAUGAUCAUUGCAUCGUGGAGUUUGCUUGAGCUGUCAGAAUAUAUGGGCUGAAAUAGUGAAGACCAUACCCAACAUGCACACGUCCUUAUCGUAUCUCAGGAAAGACUGAAAUCCGUUGUCAGGGUCUUCC
This is a messenger RNA of Marchantia polymorpha subsp. ruderalis, 1181 nucleotides long. The record is from the annotation of a GenBank genome assembly. NCBI's taxonomy places the organism in Eukaryota, Viridiplantae, Streptophyta, Marchantiopsida, Marchantiales, Marchantiaceae.